This is a messenger RNA of Hymenoscyphus albidus, 3372 nucleotides long. NCBI's taxonomy places the organism in Eukaryota, Fungi, Ascomycota, Leotiomycetes, Helotiales, Helotiaceae. The record is from the annotation of a GenBank genome assembly.
CACAUACCUUGUUUCCUGAAGAUGCUGCUGUAUAUCCUGGAGGAUCCGGAAUGGUUAACUUGGACCGUGAUACUGGAGGCGAGUUGAGUUCCUCCACCCAUUGCGAUGGUGGCGGUGGUGGGGACAUAUUUUCGCAGGUGAUGGGCUUUGGCUGCAGAAUGGCCAAACACAAUUGUCCUACUAAUCCUAGAGUGCCGAGUACCUCGUUCGUGAUGUUGGGAUGAUGGUGUUGUGAGAUGUGGUUGGAAGUGGCUCCUUAGCGGUCCCGUUGCCCAGGACAAGGCCUAUGAGAGGCAACGCAAUGCCUGUGCUGUGCUGUGCUGCAGUUGUGUGGACCUCGAGCCCGAUUCGCACUCGCAAGAGACCUCGACGACCAACCUCAUGCGACUGACCUGCCACCAAUUUCGGAAUCUCUGCUAGACCACCCUUCCCAGGACUUCAUGGCGACAUAUCUACACACGAGACGACAAUUGCGCUGGCGUUCGACUGUUUGCGCGUGAUUGGGUUUGCGAGUGCAUGUAACUGCAGAAUCGAGAAGCAGGAAGCCUCGUCCCAGUUGGCUGGAGAGAGCAGUGGAGGGGUAACCACAAUACAUGAGACUGGGCAACAUCAGACGGGAGGCAGAUACGUAUCCUGAUACGGAAUAUUGAGUACUGAGCUGAGGACAUCAUGAGUUUAGGCGGAGGAGACGCGAAGCUCUUUGCGAGGGUACGUUCGAUUUCACGAUAUUGCUUCUAUUCCACCACCAUCAUUUACUACACCGAGCACAAACAUCGUUAGCAACAUAGGGCAGCAUUCACUCCCACCACUGCCAUGUUCAUAUCAUACCGCACCCUGUCUGAUCAUUGAUAUCAUUCCUCCCUCCCAUCCUCCAACGCAGACAAACCCCCAAAGGUCUAUGCGGUCCUACGCGAGGGCAUGGCCUCUCCAUGAUGUUCCUCCCCCAUUAUAUUCCGCCGCAGGGCGUUGCUGGCCUUCGCUCACCAUAUUUUCAAACUCCACAGGGCAAAGUAGCAGAGCUUCGACUUGAGUUGAAUAGCGGAGGCAAGAAAGACAAGAACCAUGCCGCCAAAAAGAUAGCCUUGAAGAAGAUUGUGGCCAAUAUGACCAUGAGCAAUAAUGAUAUGGUUGCGCUAUUUCCCGAUAUUGUUGCUUGCAUGCAGAUUCCCAGUUUAGAAAUCAAGAAGAUGUGAGAUACUCCUUUGGUGCUUGAGAAUGUUUACUAACUGGAUCUAGGUGCUUCCUCUUUCUUGUGAACUAUGCUCGCAUGAAACCCGAUGUCGCCUUAAAGGCACUUCCAACACUCCAAGAGGUAUGUGGAGGGGAAUUCCCGAGGUAGUUCCAUAGCUCAUGCUGCUUAGGAUAUGCACGAUUCAAAUCCGUUAGUAAGGGCUCUGGCAUUGCGUACCAUGUCAUAUAUCCAUGUGAGAGAGUUUGUGGAGGCCACCGUCCCGCCAACAAAGCAACUUCUUCGAGACUCUGAUCCAUAUGUUCGAAAGACGGCGGCAUUUUGUGUGGCCAAACUAUAUGACCACGACAGACACCUGGUCGAAAACUCAGACCUCAUCGACAGGUUGAACGCCAUGCUGAGAGAUGACAACCCGACUGUAGUGGCAAGUGCUCUCGCAGCUUUGAUGGAUAUCUGGGAAAGAAGUGAUGCUAUCAAAUUGACUAUUGACUAUGGCAAUGCUUCGAAAAUGGUCCAGAUUCUCCCAGAUUGUUCCGAGUAAGUCCGAUGCUCGUACCCCAACCAAACACGUGCUAAUCCAAUUGUAGGUGGGGUCAAACUUAUAUUUUAGAAGCCUUGAUGUCUUAUGUACCUCAAGAAUCCUCCGAAGCUCUACUUCUCGCAGAGCGAAUAUCCCCACGUUUAUCACACUCAAAUUCUGCAGUUGUACUCACUUGCAUACGAGUGAUCCUUUACUUGAUGAAUUACAUCCCAGAUGAAAGGCAGAUAUCACUGUUAUGUCGAAAACUUUCUCCGCCCUUGGUGACAUUACUUGCGAAAGGCCCAGAAGUCCAAUAUUUGGCACUCCGAAAUGCCCUUUUAAUUCUACAAAGACGACCCGAAGUUCUACGGAAUGAUAUUCGAGUAUUCUUUUGCAAAUAUAAUGAUCCAAUCUACGUCAAGGUGACCAAACUAGAGUUGAUUUUUAUGCUGGCUACGGAACACAAUAUUCAGGAAGUUUUGACAGAACUCCGAGAAUAUGCGACCGAAAUUGACGUCCACUUUGUACGAAAAUCUGUCAGAGCGAUUGGAAAGCUGGCCAUCAAAAUUGAACCAGCCGCACGACAAUGUAUAAACACGUUACUUGAGUUGGUGGCUACCAAAGUCACAUACAUCGUUCAGGAAGCAACAGUGGUCAUCCGAAAUAUUUUCCGAAAAUACCCAAAUCAAUACGAAUCAAUCAUCUCAACUCUAUGCGAGAACCUUGACUCUUUGGAUGAACCAGAAGCCAAGGCGGCCAUGAUCUGGGUCAUUGGACAAUACGCAUCUCGAAUCGAGAAUUCGGAUGUUCUUCUUGAGGACUUUCUUUACUCUUUCGCAGAUGAACCGGUUGAGGUUCAACUUGCACUACUCACAGCUACAGUAAAGCUGUUUAUUCAGAGACCUACCAAAGGCCAAGAACUUGUACCAAAAGUUUUGAAGUGGGCAACCGAGGAUACGGACAACCCAGAUUUGAGAGAUAGAGGAUACAUGUAUUGGCGUCUUUUAUCCUCAGAUAUGGCAACGGCAAAGGCAGUUGUGAUGGGCGAGAAACCAGCAAUUACAGCCGAAUCUGAGAAAUUGGAUCCGGUCACACUAGAAGAGAUGUGCUUGAACGUUGGAACUCUCGCAACAGUCUACCUCAAACCAGUGCAACAAGUUUUCCGCUCUGCACGACCUCGAAAGCUGAUCGACAGCCCAGCUUUACAAAAACAUGCUCUACCUACAGCAAAUGGUCUUGAUGGACAAAAGUCUCUAUCUACCUUUGGAAUGGAGGGUCAACCUGCUGUUCGACCUCCUCAGGAUGGUAAUUUGGCUGCGGCGGUUGAUGCCGCGGAUGAAUUCUUUGCGGGUGUCGGCAAUCAGCAGAUGUCCAAUAUGACCGUUGAUGAUGGGUUUGGAGGUAGUCCAACCGUGGGAAGGGGAGAGAUGCAAUAUGUGGUGAAUCAGAAUGCGCCGGAGCAAAAUUACUAUCCUACGAAUGGACAGGGUGCUAAUGGGGAUUUGUUGAUGUUGUAGGAUAGGUAUAUCGGAAUGGAAUUGAACAGAAGGGGUUUGAUUGUAUAUCUUCUUUUCUUUAUUUCUUGGUUAGUGGUACAGUAGGUAGGAAUGUAAUGGUUAUUUUUUAAUCUUUGUCUCCUGUGUGUCAACGUGGUCAAAAAAUA